AUGGCUUGAGUCACGUUUCUAUCAAUUUUUGUUACACAAUCAGGCUAAGAAGACAUGCAGUGAAUUAAGACAGUACUGAUAGAACUGUAGAAAUGUCAAGAAGUCUCACAAAAAAGGCGAAUUUUUUGUGCACCAGCACAUUUCCAUUGGCAAUUGCCGCCGGCGAAAAAUUUGCUUUUCAAAAUGGCUCGUGCAUUGGUGCAGGGUCAGGCCCCUGCUCAUCGUUAGGCCGCUUUUCAAAGAAGGCGUUUUAUUGUUCGACCAGCAAUGUUCAAUAUUCUGGAAAAGUGCCACAGCGAGAAACUGCUUCUGGGCGAGAUUCGCUCGAAAAGAAACCAAAAAAGGGAAAACUAAUAAGAAAGAAGCUGAAACCAGUCGCAACCGAUACCAACCAAAAGCUUCAUGAGCAUGCAAGAGAAAGAGCUGUUCCAUCAUCAAAAGUAACUAGAAUAUUGAAUUAUGGAGGCUUGACUGUUGGUCUUGGGAUUGGAGCGUUGGCAGAGUCAGUAAGAAGACAGUUUGGCAUGACGAAGGAAGGAAAUGGCAAGGACACAAUUUAUGGAGAAACAUCAUUUUUAACUGAAGCCAAUGCAGAGAGAAUUGUAAAUACUUUGUGCAAAGUAAGGGGUGCAGCUUUAAAGUUUGGCCAAAUGCUCAGUCUUCAAGAUAACUCUAUGAUGCCACCAGAAUGGCAGAAGAUAUUUGAUCGUGUAAGGGCAAGUGCCGAUUUUAUGCCAGCUUGGCAAAUUGAGAAAGUGUUAAAAGAAGAGUUUGGAAAUAAUUGGCAGACAAAAAUGAAAGAGUUUGAAAUGAAACCAUUUGCAGCUGCAUCGAUAGGACAAGUACAUAAAGCUGUCACCCUUGAUGGCCAACCAAUUGCCCUAAAAGUGCAGUAUCCUGGAGUCGCUACUAGUAUUGACAGUGAUAUCGAUGGACUGAUGACAGUACUUCAAAUGAGCAGACUAUUACCUGAUGGUCUUUUCAUGGACCAAACGGUUGGUGUGCUACGGAAGGAGUUAUCUUGGGAAUGUGAUUAUGAAAGAGAAGCAGCCUGCUCAAAACGAUUCAGUGAGCUCCUUGCUGACGAUCCGGUAUAUUAUGUUCCGGAAGUGAUUCCGGAGUUAACAACAAAGCGUAUUCUUGCCACGGAACUGAUUCACGGAAUACCUCUUGAUAAAGUCCGCGAUAUGGAUCAAGAAACGAGAAACAGGGUCAGUUUGUAUCUGCUCCGCCUAGUUUUGCGCGAGUUGUUUGAAUUCCGAUUCAUGCAGACAGAUCCAAAUUGGUCAAACUUCUUUUAUAACCAAGAAACUGAUCAGAUAACACUGUUAGAUUUUGGUGCUAGCCGAGAUUACCCUAAAGGAUUUGUUGACAGUUACAUAAAGGUCAUACACGGCGCCUCCCAAAAUGAUCGGAAAACAAUUCAUGAAAACUCAAUAACCCUCGGAUUUCUCACUGGAUAUGAAACUCAGCUUAUGGUGGACGCUCAUGUGGAUGCUGUAAUGACAGUGGGUGAGCCAUUUCAGAACUACGAGCCGUUUGAUUUUGAAAAGCAAGAUACGGUGAAAAAGAUCCAACAGUUAGUCCCUGUGAUGCUGAAGCAUCGACUAACACCCCCUCCGGAGGAGAGUUAUUCACUUCAUCGCAAACUUUCGGGAGCUUUUCUCCUUUGUUCAAAGUUAGGGGCUAAGAUUAGUUGUCGUGAAAUGUUUGAAGAGGUUUGGGAGAAUUAUAAGUUUGAUUGAGUGUUUGAUUUUUAUCUAAAAAAAUGCACCAUACAAAAAAAUGAUAACGGCAGUAGUUGCGUGAUGACGUCAUCAACAUCUGUUUUUUGAAUUGUUACAUUUAGACUAUAUGAUCUGAAUAAGCACUAUAGGAUACCUCAAGAUUUGCAAGAUCAGUUGAUUCUAUCACAAAUAGACUGAGAUAUGACCUAUGAAAGACGUUAAGGCUAUGUUAAAUGGCUAUAGCUCAGUAAUUUUUUAUAUUUUACGCACCUUUUCGCAAUGUAGGGCUAUUCUAUGCGGCCUUUCAAGUUAUAUCGUACAAAUUAAAAAACUCAAAAUAGAUUUUUCUGACGUCAUUUCUUCACCACUCGUUCAUGUAGUCAUUUAGAUCAUUCUACCAUUUUAUCAAGGGAUCAUUUCUGAGUUUUGUUUAAUUUUGGUGAGGUCAAUUUAAUUAACAAUACAGUUCACCGUAAAAUUUACAUAUUUAUUAUUAUUUUGUGUCUAGAAAGAGUGAUCAUUAGUGUCAGAAAUCCAUGAAACCUCUUAAUCAGUCAACGAGAAUAUUGUUUUCUAGCACUUUUUUGGUAAAUUCUUUUUGUAUACAUUUUGUGCCAGUACAUAUUUUAGCUGAGUUGAAUUUUUUUUGAAAUACUUUCACUCAUAAUAUUCUUGACCCUUCGAUAAACAUAUGUUAGAUAGAGUUUGAAAAUCAAACUCUGGGUAACGUAUGAAGACAUAUCCACCCCUUUGUCGCGUGUGAGAUUGAUCUUUUUAUAGUUAUUUAAUUUCUAGGUGCAUAAUUUUUAUUGCAGUAUCCGUCGGGUUUACCUAGGCUCGUUUUUCUGAGUGCGAAGGUUUUAGACUCCCUAUAAAGGUCCUCUUUUAAUAAAAGCUCUUAAUUUUAGGUUUUCAUUUGCUUUUCACUUCUUGUUUCGUUUAGUUUUCAGACACACGGCUUUAUUAGUUCACAAACCGGGGUAAAUAAAUCAUUUUAGCUUAAUUCUUGUACCAGCCCUGUCUCCUUAUGGCACUGCCUCUAUUGCAAACUAAAGCUUUAUUUCCAGCUUUUUUAAGAUUGUAUUAUUCUGUUUCUUCAUCGUGUGUAUGAUAAUAAAACUUAUUGUGAAAAUAUAAUGAUAAUAUGCUUUGAAA
This is a messenger RNA of Rhopilema esculentum, 2882 nucleotides long. RefSeq names its product atypical kinase COQ8B, mitochondrial. NCBI's taxonomy places the organism in Eukaryota, Metazoa, Cnidaria, Scyphozoa, Rhizostomeae, Rhizostomatidae. Gene Ontology annotation, biological process: ubiquinone biosynthetic process. The record is from RefSeq and is a predicted model, not a curated record.